Physeter macrocephalus (sperm whale) is the source of this 1110-nucleotide messenger RNA. RefSeq names its product calcium-responsive transactivator-like. Lineage: Eukaryota; Metazoa; Chordata; Mammalia; Artiodactyla; Physeteridae. The record is from RefSeq and is a predicted model, not a curated record. The transcript is spliced from 7 exons. The coding region runs from base 145 to 1110 and encodes 321 amino acids.
CGGCGCAGGGGCGGGCGAGCCCACGGCGCGGCCCCCCCCACGCCCCCCGCCCCCCAGCGACUGCGGAGAAUGAGCGCCUCUGGCCGCCGAGAGCAGCCGGAGAAUAAACCCCGAUGAUCUCGGGCUGAUCCCGCACCCACGACCAUGUCGGUGGCCUUCGCGUCCGCCCGGCCGAGAGGCAAAGGGGAGGUCACGCAGCAAACCAUCCAGAAGAUGCUGGACGAGAACCACCACCUGAUCCAGUGCAUCCUGGACUAUCAGAGCAAGGGCAAGACGGCCGAGUGCACCCAGUACCAGCAGAUCCUGCACCGGAACCUGGUCUACCUGGCCACGAUCGCGGAUUCUAACCAGAACAUGCAGUCCCUGCUGCCCGCCCCGCCGACCCAGAGCCUGGCGCUGGGCCCCGGAGGGCUGUCCCAGAGCGGCUCGGGCCAGGGCCUGCACCCGCAGGGCAGCCUCAGCGACGCCAUCGGCGCGGGCCUGCCACCACCCUCCCUCGUGCAGGCCCAGAUCGGCAACGGUCCGAACCACGUGACCCUGCAGCAGACGGCGCAGAGCACGCUGCCCACCACCUCCAUGAGCAUGUCCGGCAGCGGCCACGGCUCGGGGCCCGGCUACAGCCACUCGGGACCGGCCUCGCAGAGCAUCCCCCUGCAGGGCCAGGGCGCCAUCAGCAGCUACGUGUCCCGGGCCAACAUCAACAUGCAGUCCAACCCAGUGUCCAUGAUGCACCAGCAGGCAGCCUCGUCCCACUUCAGCGCGGCACAGGGCGGGAGCCAGCACUACCAGGGCCAGUCCAUGGCCGUGAUGGGCCAGAGCGGCCAGGCGGGCAGCAUGAUGGGGCAGCGGCCCAUGGCGCCCUACCGGCCCUCCCAGCAAGGCUCGUCCCAGCAGUACCUGGGCCAGGAGGAGUACUACGGCGGCGAGCAGUACGGCCACGGCCAGGCCGCCUCGGAGCCCAUGAGCCAGCAGUACUACCCUGACGGUGAGGCUGCAGUGGCUUCCAUCCGCUGCUCGCCGGUCGUUCUCAGUUCAGACCCCAGAGCCCCUGACAUCCGCCAGCAGAGCACCCAGAGUCCCCUUUGGGGGUGGAUGGCUGGUCUCUGCUGA